AUGGCCAGACUCUCCAUGCUAACCAGCUCCCGUGUCUUUCCGCCCAAAACAGUCUACUGCCUCGACCGCCUCGAGCAGCCGGUCGCCGACUUCUACGACGCCUGCACGCGGAUCCCCGAUGCCUUCGGCGGCAGCCUGUCGUACGCGCGGGUCGACGUGCGCGACGCGCGGUCGCUGGACCGGGUGGUGGGCGCCAUCGCGGACAAGCACCAGCGGCUGGACGGCGUCAUCGCGGCGGCGGGCGUGCAGCAGCUCAAGUCGGCCGUCGACUACACCAUCGAGGAGGUGCGCGACAUGAUGGACGUCAACUACAGCGGCGUCUUCAUGACGUGCGCCAGCGCCGCCCGCGCCAUGUUCAAGUGGAACCCGGGACGCCGCGACGGCGCCAUGGUCAUCAUCGCGAGCAUGUCCGGCAGCGUCGCGAAUAAGGGGUUGAUCUGUCCCGUGUACAAUUCGAGUAAGGCGGCGUUGUUGCAGUUGACCAGGAACUUGGCUAUGGAGUGGAGCGCUAAGGGGAAGGAGAAUGCUAACGGCCUGGGUGGAAUCAGGGUGAACAGCUUGAGCCCGGGGCAUAUUCUCACGCCGAUGGUCAAGCGCAACUUCGAAGAGGUGCCCGGCCUUCGUGAGAAGUGGGAGCGCGAGAACAUGAUGGGCCGGCUGUCCACACCGGAAGAGUUCAAGGGUGCGGGGUUGUUCCUGCUCAGCAAGGCCAGCAGCUUCAUGACUGGCUCCAACCUCAUCAUCGAUGGCGGCCACACUGCCUGGUAA
Molecule: messenger RNA, 768 nt
Organism: Lasiodiplodia theobromae
Lineage: Eukaryota; Fungi; Ascomycota; Dothideomycetes; Botryosphaeriales; Botryosphaeriaceae
Product: Short chain dehydrogenase reductase
Exons: 4
Coding region: 1-768 (255 amino acids)
Cellular component (GO): intracellular anatomical structure
Molecular function (GO): oxidoreductase activity, acting on NAD(P)H, oxygen as acceptor
Source: RefSeq, a predicted model, not a curated record